Molecule: messenger RNA, 1359 nt
Organism: Phymastichus coffea
Lineage: Eukaryota; Metazoa; Arthropoda; Insecta; Hymenoptera; Eulophidae
Product: farnesol dehydrogenase-like
Exons: 5
Coding region: 104-865 (253 amino acids)
Source: RefSeq, a predicted model, not a curated record
UGCACAGUCACCAGUUGCCAUUGGCUCGUUCAACUGAACGCAUCGAGAUAGUCUGCCUUCAGGCGCAGUGUGGUCAAUCGGAUUUGUUUUCUUAAUUGCUAAAAUGGAACGUUGGAGGGGGAAAGUGGCAGUUGUGACUGGAGCAUCAGCCGGUAUUGGUUUGGCUAUUGCCAAAAGUCUGAUUCGUGAAGGAUUGACUGUUGUGGGCCUUGCCCGCAGGAAGGAAAAGAUGCUGAACGAAAUGAAAAGUGUGAAAGGACCUGGAAAGUUCAUCGCUAGAGAGUGCGAUGUAUCCAAAGAAAAGGACAUCGACGAAGCUUUUGAUUAUGUCAAGGACACGUUCAAAACAAUCCAUAUUCUUAUCAAUAACGCUGGCAUCGUUAAAAUUAAUACGAUCGAAGAUUCUGACUUGAAGGAUAUGCAACAAGUCAUCAACGUCAAUUUUGUGGCUCUUGUGCACUGCUCAAAACGAGCAAUAAAAUUAAUGAAAGAAGGCGGUCACGAAGCACACAUCAUCAAUAUAAACAGUACUGCGGGCCACAAAGUACCAAACGUCGUAUUUCCCGAUGGCAAGAGAGUGGAUUUGAAUGUUUACUCACCCACCAAAUUCGCUGUUACCUCGAUCUCUGAAGUUUUGACUAACGAACUAUUGGGCAGUAAAAUCCGUGUCACGAGUAUUAGUCCGGGAUAUGUAAAAACUGAAAUUGGAGGAGAUGACAUAAAAAGUAUCUCUGGAAAGGAAGAAAAUAAGGUUCCAGCUUUGAAUGCAGAAGAUAUAGCGGAUGCCGUUGUGUACAUUGUUGGAACUCCUCACCAUGUUCAAAUAACUGAGCUGAAGAUAAGACCAUUGGGAGAAUAUUUUUGAUUGUAAAAUACUCGCGUUUUAUCAAGCUAAAUUUAUAAGUCAGAAAUAUCACAUUUUAAAAUAUGUGAUAAAAAAAUAAAAUCGUAUAGCCUGCCAAAUGCAUGAACAAUUUAAAAAGAAUGUUAUCCUCAUUUCACGAGUUGAUGUACUAAAUUGUCUUCACCAUUCUUUGAGAUUUUUUAAUUAAAGGAAAAAAAUGCACGGUUUUAUUAUAUACACAAACUAUUGUGCCCAGUAAUAUGGUAUGAAUCAGCGUAUAUUAAUGCUGUUUAUAUUACUGUGUACUCACGCUGCGUUAUUGUUCACAAUAAUUUGUAUAUAUACAAUAAAACUGUAUGUAAUUGUCCGCACGUCAAGAACAAAAUCUCAAUAUUAAAUCAUUGUAUAUAUAUAUAGUAUUUGAAAAGAUGUUCUAUUGUUCUGUUGUUUUGUAUAACUUCAUAAUUACUUUCAUUACUUUUAUCUGCCAUUUGUAAUAAAUAAAUUUUAAAGCA